AUGAAUAAUUAGUCAUUAGCUAAAAGUGCAGUAGAGAGAUUAAAUCAAAGCAAUUUUUAGGCAUAAUAACCUUAUGAAUUUGAGAGCAAAUAUCAAUAGGAUUAAAAGGAAUUACCAAAUCCUACAAAAUUUGAUUUAGAUGUUAUGCUUAAAUUUUUAGAUGAAGUAGAUUCAAGUGUCAAGUAAACACAUGAAUUUAAGACUAUAAUUCAAAAGUACAAAUUGUCAACAUCCAAAUUUUGUUUAACUAUGGAGUAUUAUUUUGAUCAAAUAUAAUAGAAAUGAUUAUCUGAAUAAUUUACCAAAUGAAAAGAAAAUAUAAAUUUAUAGAGAUGUAAAGUAUCGAUUCUUAUUAAAGAGAUUUCACGAAUAUAUGAUCAUUAAGAAGAAGCAAUAGAGUUAAAGGAUAAAGUUCGAAAGAUUAUUACAUAUAAAUUAGAAGAUAUGAGGAGAAAUACAGUAUUUAAUAAUAUAAUAUAAAAAGAGAGAAUCUAAAUGGGGAUUAACAUUGAACUUACUGCAAUUAUUAUUAAAUAAGAAUAAGGGAAAUAGAGAUAUUUUUGAUUUAUUUUAAAAGAAAUUAUUGCCACCUGAUGUAAGAUAAUUAGUGUGGAAAAUGUGUUUAGAAAAUAAAUAAAUAAGUGAUGAAUAUAGUCGUCUAUUAGGAAAAGCAAGAAUGUUAACAAUGUCAAGAUUUGAUGUAUAAAUUAUUAAAGACACUGAAUAAAUAGUAAAAUAAAUGACAAAACCAGAUCAAUUUGAUGGAAAUAUGAUUUUUGCAAUGAAAACUAUUUUAAGUUAUUACGAAUUAAAAUAAGAUAGAAUUCUUACAGAUUAUUUAUACUUAAUUUGUAUACCACUUGUUUAUGUUUUUGGAACAAGUAAACAUCUAUUAAAAAUACCAACUGAAUUGAUUGGAUAUUUUUAUUCAUUAUAAUUGAUAGUUCAAUUCUUUGAUCCAUUAGUUGAUUUGAUUGUUAGACAUGAUGAAAAAUAUGAAUCAGAAAUGACUGAUUUAUUUAUGAAUAGUGUUAAUGUUUUAGAUGAAGAAUUAGCUUUAAAAUUUCAAAGUGUUCUUAAUUUAAAGAGUCCAACUUAAAGAUAAAUGUUAGUAAUAAUUAUAAAGAGAUUUGUACAUUCACUUGGAUUUGCAUUUUUACCUUUAGAUGUAACUUUGUUUAAUAUAGAUUAAAUGAUAAUGAAGGUAGUCAAGAAUAAAUUAGAAAUAUUUAUUAAUAUGGGAAUAAUGUGCUUUUGUAUAAGAAAAGAUAUUUUAAUUUGCAAAACUUGGGAUUAAGUUGUUGAUGUAUUUUAUACUAAAGCAAAAUUGAUUACAUUAUAAUAAUAUCAUGAAUAUUAUUAAGAUGUAUACAAGAAUGUUAAAUUUUAUGUAUCACCCUAUGAUGUAGAUCCAUUUAAAGUAAAUAGAAAUGCAGAAUUUGCAACAGGUAUUUUAUUUAAUUUAUUAUUAAUUAGAUCCUUUAGCAGAAAUUAUUGAAAAAUAAUAAGAUAAAGAUAUUAAUGCAUUUAAAAAGAAAUGGUUUGAAGGUAAAGAAUUAUAUGAAGAUGAUGAUCCUAAUAUGGCUAGAUAUUAAUAAUAAUAAUAAUUACCAAAUAAGGAUAAAGCAAUUAAAGAUAUGAAGAUGUAAGAUGCAAUGAAAAAUGUGUAAAUGCAACAAAAACCAACAUAGAAAUUAGGGAUGGUACCUGUUUAAGAUUCAGAUGAAGAAGAUGAUCUAUUUGAUGGUAUGGAUGAUUAAUGA
Paramecium primaurelia is the source of this 1763-nucleotide messenger RNA. The record is from the annotation of a GenBank genome assembly. NCBI's taxonomy places the organism in Eukaryota, Ciliophora, Oligohymenophorea, Peniculida, Parameciidae.